UUCAAAUUACAUGAGAAUUACAUGAGAAUUAUAAUGUUUGACAUUGUAUCGGCACAUACCGGGUACGUGAGGCAGCAUCAGAUAAAACAUGCUUGAGUUGGAUUUACACUUUUAUUAGGUGAACUCUUGAAUGAACUUUCCUUUGACAAUACUGUAUCAAGUUUUACUGAUUUAUAGGGAUUUCGCUAACGCUCUUAUGCAAAAAAUAUAUUUUGUUUAGUUAGUGUCCCGAUUGGCUAUCCAAUUUUAUGCUCUAGUAACUUCUACUAUUAUCUCCUUCACUUUUGGCAAGCGUUAUGUGCCGAUACCAAUAUUAUAUUACGACUGGGCAUAAUUUUAAUAAACGUUUAUUGACAUAAAAGGCCUUGUGUGACAUAUGCAUGAACUAUUAACUUUCGGUGUGGGUUACCAAUAUGAUAACUUUAACAAACUACAGGAGAAACAAAUGUGUAGACAAUUGCUUUAAUUUUCACGUCCCGAACCUCUAUUAAAAAUUAUAAAAAACGUUUGUCGCAAACACCAUACAAGCCUUAGAGGCCCAAGGUUAGUGCAUCAGAUGCCUUUUAUAACCAUAGUACAAAUGAUUACGCCAUUGUUGGCUGUGGCUGCUGAAGGCCGAACUAUAAUAACACUAACAUUUUUGAACUGAGUAUAUUAGUUUAUACUGCCGCACUCUUCGGGUAAGUACAGAUUUUAAUUUAUAUCGCAUGCUCUAUCUCAAUAACGUGGUGCUGGAACUUCGGUUGACUGCAUAGUAAGGUAAAAGUAUCGCAUGUGCACUAGUUGCCUCCAAAAUUAAACACACGUAUAACUUAUUGAUCACCGCGUUCUUUAGUUCCGUCACGGUCGUUUGUAGUAGUAAACUAGAAUGUGCAACAACACCUCCAGUUUCACGAUAUUAUUGCAGGAGCACACGAAUCACCUUCUUAAGUAUCACAUCUAACACGCUAUGGAGAUUUCACUACAGAAACAGUUCGAUCUUCGCAGACGAAACUGAAAUCGAAUAUAUUCCGAUUUCUCCGACACUGACGAAGAUAAGAAUCCAUAAGAAAACAUCUAAUCUACAUGAAGUUAUCUGCUAUCCUAUAACUUCAGUGGAGCCCGACGUUUUGGCUAAUAUCAAGAAGAGGUCCUCAAGUUUAUUCAAUGCUGAAACUGAGAAUUAUAAAAUAGACUAUCCACCAGCGCCACCACGAAGAAUUUCAUCCAAAAAUAGCAGAACUUUAAAAUUAGUUACUUCUGCUCCACCUCAAACAAUAACUGAUAUGUCUAAAAAGUCCACAAUCCCAACUAAAUCAAAUGUGGAUUUCUUAAAAGAUAAAAUUAAUCAUAAAUUAUCUCGACAAAAUACACACAUCAUAACUAAAACCAGAACAGAUAUCAAGCAGAGUGAUCAGCAUUUAUCUAAAGCCCGUAUCAUGUCUAUAUCAGCCCCGCCUGCUGUUGAUAGAAAGAAUAGUCUAGCUGUAGGAAUCAAAACAUCUAAGAAAAUGGUAGAUACUAAAUUAUCAGGCACCAGUAGCUUUGGCUCACCAAGAAGAACUUUAUUGCCAAUAGAAUACCCUCAUUAUACACACAGCCGAUGUGGUGGAAUGACGUCGUCGGUGGUAAUAGAAGGAGGUGCUGGACGAAAGACUCCCAUAACAAACAUAUUAGAUAAAGUAACUUCUUUAGAUAAGCUUUGGAGUGCUGAUAAACGAAACGAACGGAUUGAUGUUGCAAAAGCAAAUAAAUCGGUCGCACGAUCGAAUAGUACGGUGAUAAACAAAACCAACAAAUCUCCAAGUGCUAUUAUUACAAGACCUGUAACAUCUAGUGUUACUCACAAAAGUAGAGACAUGAUUCGCACCGCAGAAAAGUACAAAAAUUAAAACUCACAUCAACUAACCAAACCAACGACUUGUUCUGGCUCUCGAAAUGACCAAAAAUCGACAAAAACAAGAUAUUUACAAAUGUCCUCAAACAUUUCAAAAUCUUCUUCAAACAUCCCAUCUGGUUUAAAAAAGCAAACCCAAAUAAAAUCCGCCGUGGUUACAAAUUUGAAAAAGAAGAAAUCGUUGGAAAGCGUAGUUAUUAGACCUAGGAGCGUGCCUUGUCAUGAAUCUUGUAGCAAAAAAACAAAGGAUUUGAAUAAGAAUAUCAAGAAAUCAUCAAAAGUGAAGUCAGUUUCAAAAAGUCUUGCUAUUGCAAAUACUGAAUCUUGCAAUCAAUUUGGUGAUACAUCUAACGAAGCCUCAUAUUGUGGUUCAUAUGAAAAUAUAACUAGAAAGCAAAAUAUUGCCAAACAACUAAUAAAAUCUAACGAGGCGAUUAAUACAGACUCUUUCUUUCAACAUCUCUUUCUUGGUAGACCUUGUAGUUCUAUUGUGACGUAUCCAAUUUUCGAACAAAAUACAAGUGUUCUUCAAAAGGCGAAAAUGUUUCAAUCACUUCCGUUAGACAACAAUACUCCCAAAUCAUUGAACUCUUAUUUAAUACACAGAAAACCAGUCUCAUUAUCUCGAUUUAAAAUGUGGGAUAGAUAUCCGAGUCCUGGACGACCACAAAGCCCUAGAUCUAUAUCUUGGCCAGGUAGAAUGCAAACUGAAGUACGAAAAUUCGAUAGUUUGUCUAAACAUGAUGAAUUUGGAUCAACUUCAUCUUUAGCGACAGUGAGGAGUAAAAGUGAACCGCCUUCUAAUAAAUUAUACUUUUCGCAAACAUCUCGACCAAAAUCGCCCGUGGUAAUAUUUUACAAAAAAGAUAGUCUUCAAGAUUUAUCUAGCAGAAACUCUACUUCGCCCACAAGACUAAUAUUAACACAAACUUCAAGACCUGUUUCACCUAGAAUUGUUCAAAAAACAACAACUACUUCCGUCAAUGUAAAAUCACCAUCUCCAACUAGGAUAAUUUUAACGGAAACAAGUCGUCCCAUAUCCCCUGUCGUUACACGACGAUUACCAAGUGCAGAAACUGAUAAGGAAGCUCCAUCAAAUGCUUUAAAAAGUACAAAAUCAUACUCGGGUAAUUUAUGUAGAAGUCACUCGGCCUCACCCGUGUCUAUUAGAUCGCCUUCUUACCGACGUAUUCAUAAUGCUCGCUUACAAAGUAGUAAAACGUACAGUGAUCUCAAAAAAAGUUUAAUAAGAACUAGAAGUGCUGGUGAUGCGGAUAAAAGACCUCUAGACAUUAAUGCCCCGCUGAAAGUUAGAAGCGAUUCAAAUCUCCAUGUUGAUGAUCCCGAAUAUGAUGAGUAUAUUCAAGAUAUACAAAAUAUAAAAGCAAGAUCUGAAAGAUUUAGAGAGCUUAAUAGAUAUUAUGCUUACUUGGAAAGAGUAGCUGAAUUAGAAAAAGCAACUUCAACUUCUGAACUGCGUCAUAGAAAAAAAGAUGAAGAAAUUAUCGAUUUCGAUCGCUGGAAAAAAAUACGAGCUAUUGAAAGAGCCGAAGAAGAAUUGAAUAAUCUGUAUCGAAAAUUGAAAAUAGCCCAAAGUGAAAAGGAUGUUCUUUUUUAUCCUCGCGACCCGAAGGAUUUUAGAUGGAAUUUUGACAAAGAGAGGGGUCUUAGAAUCAAAGAGAAAUCCGUAGAAGAUUUAAAAGACCAUUUUCAGCAAAUUUCGUAUGAUGCAGCAGAACUAGAUCAAACACCAUCAAAAGACAUUUAUAAACCUUUAUGGCGGGGAAGCAGCGUAGCAGAAACUGCGUUUCAUAUUAAUAGAAAAAAUGAUAAAACAAAAGAGGAGCCAAGAAGCGUCUUCAAACCUACAAUAGCUUUACACCAAGACUCUUCAUUAAGUGAUUUAAGAAAACAAAUAGGAUUAGGAACUCGCUUGUGGAGUAGUUUAUCUAUGGAACAAGUUAACGCCUUAAAAAAUCAAUUAAAUGCUAUUUAUAGUAAAGAAAUAGAAUCAAAGAGUAAUAAAGAGUCUGAACAAUUUAUCGUUGACGUGAGGGAUAGAAGAAGUAGAGAAAGCCCAACAUUACAUGUUCGAUGUAAUUCUUUAAUAACACCAAAUCAAAUUCCAAACCAAAAUCAGUCAAAAAAACUUCUUAAAUCCGAAUCAAUUGCGGCAAUGCCCUGUCCAUCAGUCAAAGAAUUAAAAAACAACGUCAAUAAAAUACAAAUGUCUUUAAGUGAAAAUGAGAAAAGAAAAAUAUCACAAACUUUAAGCAAAGAACUAUUAGAUAGAAUGAAUAAAUACGAUAAUCAGGCACCGUUGUCUUUAAAACAGGAGCUUGAGAAUAGUAGAAUUACAGAACAACUGAAAGAAAAUGUAAUGAAAAAAUCGCAACCUUUUUCUUCAAUAACUAAUUCAGUUGAAACUCUCAAAAAAAGGCCAUCUAUAGAAAGUGCUUGGGAUGGUAAAAAAAUGUGUAAUCUCUAUACUAAUGAUAAGACAGAAACACAGUAUCAAUCCUCAGCUAGUGAAACUGAGACUGCAAGCUCUGAUAUUUCCAAUAAAACUGUUAUUUAUUGCGGGUCUAAUAAAGAAGUAAAAGAAAAAGGUGGAAUAUUUUGAGUCAGUAAAAAAUGUUUUAACUCCUGCUAAAACUAUUUAUCACGCCAGAGAAAAUUCUGAUGAGAAUCAAAAACAAGUGAAGCAAGAAGACACGCAAUUACAAAAACAUGAACCAGAAUCUCAAAAAAUUCAAAUAGUGCAAUCGCAAUCAUGCUCAAAUAUAAAAGAAUUAUUCGGUGAAAGUGAAAAAAACAAAUUCCUGUCGCUCCCGGCAAAACCUGAACUACAUUCAAGAUCUGUGUCACCUCAUUCAGAAAUGUAUAUUUCUGAUCGACAAACCCUGACACGCAAAGAUUUUCCAGUGACGAGACAAUAUGGCGCAGUCGAAGCCCAUCCCCCGACCCGGAGCGUUAUUGGCACGCUUACUUAAAGUUAGCGCGAGCCGGUGAAGUACGUCGACUUAUACAUCGAUUCGAUUCACCUCCUACGUCAAGCUCACGAUUGCGAAGACAUCGUAGUGAUCCGGAAAUAGCACGCAACGUCCUUAAUAAAACAUGGCCUUCUAUUGAAAAACUUUCUUCGCGUAGAGAUAAAUGUAGGACUAUGCUUCCCGUGGCACGAGUCCCGCUGCGCCCGACGAACCGCUUUAUGCCACAUAUUGACAUUAUAUCAAAACUAGCAGCCCUACGAAGACGCGCCUCCCCUAGAUCACGAUCUGCCGAGGAGGCUUUAGAAUGUCGCCCUGGAGAAGUGGAUCGGAUUCGACGAAGAUUCGAAGCUAUGUCUCUGCUUGGUCAAAUAUAUGCUUCUGCACCUGAUGUAAGAGAACUACACGAUAUUGCGCCUUAUUUAGCUGGGUCGUGGAUCGCUCACCGAUAUCCAAAGCCUAGUGAUAAUAAUAGAUCAAUUAAAGAUCCAUCCAUCCUUGUUCACGGCCGUAGCUCACCAGUAAAAAAAGAAAUCAAGGGACCCGGGCCAAAAGAAUCCGUUAAAUUGAGUUCUAUAUUGAAGAAUGAUUCAUUGGCGAAACAAGAGUUCGAUCCUUCGUUGCACCGCCCGGCAAGCCGCUACGAGCCACCGCGAACGCCCCCUCGUCCGCCGCCAGCGUCGUGGCCACAACGCCUUUCGCCUUACGUCACGUCUUCGAAGCACACAGUCAAAUUCCAAGGAGCACACGAAUCACCUUCUUAAGUAUCACAUCUAACACGCUAUGGAGAUUUCACUACAGAAACAGUUCGAUCUUCGCAGACGAAACUGAAAUCGAAUAUAUUCCGAUUUCUCCGACACUGACGAAGAUAAGAAUCCAUAAGAAAACAUCUAAUCUACAUGAAGUUAUCUGCUAUCCUAUAACUUCAGUGGAGCCCGACGUUUUGGCUAAUAUCAAGAAGAGGUCCUCAAGUUUAUUCAAUGCUGAAACUGAGAAUUAUAAAAUAGACUAUCCACCAGCGCCACCACGAAGAAUUUCAUCCAAAAAUAGCAGAACUUUAAAAUUAGUUACUUCUGCUCCACCUCAAACAAUAACUGAUAUGUCUAAAAAGUCCACAAUCCCAACUAAAUCAAAUGUGGAUUUCUUAAAAGAUAAAAUUAAUCAUAAAUUAUCUCGACAAAAUACACACAUCAUAACUAAAACCAGAACAGAUAUCAAGCAGAGUGAUCAGCAUUUAUCUAAAGCCCGUAUCAUGUCUAUAUCAGCCCCGCCUGCUGUUGAUAGAAAGAAUAGUCUAGCUGUAGGAAUCAAAACAUCUAAGAAAAUGGCAGAUACUAAAUUAUCAGGCACCAGUAGCUUUGGCUCACCAAGAAGAACUUUAUUGCCAAUAGAAUACCCUCAUUAUACACACAGCCGAUGUGGUGGAAUGACGUCGUCGGUAGUAAUAGAAGGAGGUGCUGGACGAAAGACUCCCAUAACAAACAUAUUAGAUAAAGUAACUUCUUUAGAUAAGCUUUGGAGUGCUGAUAAACGAAACGAACGGAUUGAUGUUGCAAAAGCAAAUAAAUCGGUCGCACGAUCGAAUAGUACGGUGAUAAACAAAACCAACAAAUCUCCAAGUGCUAUUAUUACAAGACCUGUAACAUCUAGUGUUACUCACAAAAGUAGAGACAUGAUUCGCACCGCAGAAAAAGUACAAAAAAUUAAAAACUCACAUCAACUAACCAAACCAACGACUUGUUCUGGCUCUCGAAAUGACCAAAAAUCGACAAAAACAAGAUAUUUACAAAUGUCCUCAAACAUUUCAAAAUCUUCUUCAAACAUCCCAUCUGGUUUAAAAAAGCAAACCCAAAUAAAAUCCGCCGUGGUUACAAAUUUGAAAAAGAAGAAAUCGUUGGAAAGCGUAGUUAUUAGACCUAGGAGCGUGCCUUGUCAUGAAUCUUGUAGCAAAAAAACAAAGGAUUUGAAUAAGAAUAUCAAGAAAUCAUCAAAAGUGAAGUCAGUUUCAAAAAGUCUUGCUAUUGCAAAUACUGAAUCUUGCAAUCAAUUUGGUGAUACAUCUAACGAAGCCUCAUAUUGUGGUUCAUAUGAAAAUAUAACUAGAAAGCAAAA
Messenger RNA from Manduca sexta (tobacco hornworm), 6978 nucleotides. RefSeq names its product kinesin-related protein 4-like. Bases 1953 to 4499 code for a protein of 848 amino acids. NCBI's taxonomy places the organism in Eukaryota, Metazoa, Arthropoda, Insecta, Lepidoptera, Sphingidae. The record is from RefSeq and is a predicted model, not a curated record. The transcript has 3 exons.